This is a messenger RNA of Fukomys damarensis (Damara mole-rat), 3814 nucleotides long. RefSeq names its product tyrosine-protein kinase ZAP-70. The transcript is spliced from 13 exons. Gene Ontology annotation, cellular component: extrinsic component of cytoplasmic side of plasma membrane. Bases 768 to 2450 code for a protein of 560 amino acids. Gene Ontology annotation, biological process: cell differentiation; protein phosphorylation; cell surface receptor protein tyrosine kinase signaling pathway. The record is from RefSeq and is a predicted model, not a curated record. NCBI's taxonomy places the organism in Eukaryota, Metazoa, Chordata, Mammalia, Rodentia, Bathyergidae. Gene Ontology annotation, molecular function: ATP binding; signaling receptor binding; non-membrane spanning protein tyrosine kinase activity.
UUACAAGGCAGGUGUGGAGCCACUAAGCUAAAUCCCCAGCCCUGCAGUGAUUUUAAAAACAGACUGUGAAUAUCAAGAAUAAACCGUGCACUUCCUGCUACCCGGCAGUGUUAUUUUUUGGAUAAUCUUCAAGGUAAAGGACAAUCAAGAGCACCCAUCACACCUAAACAUUCUGCAUGCAGGUCAUUAACCAGGGCUCCACAUUUAAUUGGCUCUUUUAAUUGGGGGUGAUACAUACAGUGAGACGGACAAGCCUUCGUGUACUCUCUAUGAGUUGUGAUUAAUAUAGGCCCUGUGUGGCAUCACCAUUGCCCCAGAAAGUCUAGGCUGGACAAUUUAAAAUUACCUGCUUGACCACAUUAUUUAUGUAUCCAUCCUCCUCCAGGCUGAGGGGAAGUUGGUGGAAGGGCCUGGAAGUGAGCAAGGUUUCUCUCUGCCCUGGGGCCUUUGCACUUGCUGUUCCUCAGCUUGAUGCACCUUCCUUGUGCUCUGUGAGAUUCUGCUUCCUUCUCCUUCUUCUGAUCAUGGCCCAAAUGCUACCUCUUGAGUGAAGGUGACCAUCCUAGCUUAAGGGACCUUUUCCCUCUUAAAACCACUCUACCUUCUUUGGAAGCCUGACCUUCAUGUGCAAUGAUUAAAUUUGUCCCUCUCUUUGUUUCCUGUGUCCCCCAUCCUGAGUUUUAGCUGCAGGCCUGCGGGCAGGGUCACUGCCUUCUGCAUCUAAAUUCUCAGCAGGUGGCGGGCCUCACAGCAGCCAGGCGCGAGCCAUGCCGGACCCCGCCGCGCACCUGCCCUUCUUCUACGGCAGUAUCUCUCGCGCGGAGGCCGAGGAGCACCUGAAGCUGGCGGGCAUGGCGGACGGGCUCUUCCUGCUGCGCCAGUGCCUGCGCUCGCUGGGUGGCUAUGUGCUGUCACUGGUGCACGACGUGCGCUUUCACCACUUCCCGGUUGAGCGCCAGCUCAACGGCACCUACGCCAUCGCGGGCGAAAGGUUGAGCACUGGCGAGGCCCUGGAGCAGGCCAUCCUGAGCCAGGCGCCCCAGGUGGAGAAGCUCAUCGCUACCACAGCCCACGAGCGGAUGCCCUGGUACCACAGCGGCCUGACCCGUGAGGAGGCAGAGCGCAAGCUGUACUCAGGCGCGCAGACCGACGGCAAGUUCCUGCUGAGGCCCCGGAAGGAGCAGGGCACCUACGCACUGUCCCUGAUCUACGGGAAAACCGUGUACCACUACCUCGUCAGCCAGGACAAGGCUGGAAAGUACUGCAUCCCCGAGGGCACCAAGUUCGACACGCUGUGGCAGCUGGUGGAGUACCUGAAGCUGAAGGCCGACGGGCUCAUCUACUGCCUGAAGGAGGCCUGCCCCAACACCAGCGCGGAGGGGGCUGCUGCUCCCACACUCCCUGCCCACCCAUCCACAUUCACCCAACCUCAGAGACGGGUGGACACCCUCAACUCGGAUGGAUAUACCCCAGAACCAGCACGCCCGGCCCCCGCAGACAAGUCGCGGCCGAUGCCCAUGGACACAAGCGUGUACGAGAGUCCAUACAGCGACCCCGAGGAGCUCAAGGACAAGAAGCUUUUCCUGAAGCGUGACAACCUGCUUGUGGCUGACAUUGAACUUGGCUGCGGCAACUUCGGCUCAGUGCGCCAGGGUGUCUACCGCAUGCGCAAGAAGCAGAUUGACGUGGCCAUCAAGGUGCUGAAGCAGAGCACAGAGAAGGCGGACAAGGACGAGAUGAUGCGGGAGGCACAGAUCAUGCACCAGCUGGAUAACCCCUACAUCGUGCGGCUCAUCGGCGUGUGCCAGGCCGAGGCUCUCAUGCUGGUCAUGGAGAUGGCAGGCGGCGGGCCGCUGCACAAGUUCCUGGUCGGAAGGAAGGAGGAGAUCCCUGUGAGCAAUGUGGCUGAGCUCCUGCACCAGGUGUCCAUGGGGAUGAAGUAUCUGGAGGAGAAGAACUUUGUGCAUCGAGAUCUGGCGGCCCGCAAUGUCCUGCUGGUCAACCGGCAUUAUGCCAAGAUCAGUGACUUCGGCCUCUCCAAGGCCUUGGGUGCCGACGACAGCUACUAUACCGCCCGCUCAGCAGGGAAGUGGCCCCUCAAGUGGUAUGCGCCUGAGUGCAUCAACUUCCGCAAGUUCUCCAGCCGCAGUGACGUGUGGAGCUAUGGCGUCACCAUGUGGGAGGCCUUCUCCUAUGGCCAGAAGCCCUACAAGAAGAUGAAGGGCCCCGAGGUGCUGGAGUUCAUCAAGCAGGGCAAGCGGAUGGAGUGCCCGCCCGAGUGCCCACCUGAGAUGUACACACUCAUGAGCGACUGCUGGAUCUAUAAGUGGGAGGACCGCCCUGACUUCCAGGCGGUGGAGCAGCGCAUGCGGACCUAUUACUACAGCCUGGCGAGCAGGGCUGAGGGCUCCCCACAGUCUGCACAGGGUCCUGAGGCUUCAUGCACCUGAUCCUUGGCCACAUGGAGCCUCGGAUCCCAGCCUGGCCUUUGUCCUCUGCCCAGGCUCCCUGGUCCUUUGGGCCUGGGGCAGGUGAGCUGAGGCAGACUGGUCCUGGGCAGAGGGGCUGCCUCAGGACUCUCUCCCUCUGGGCCCUGAAGGGAAGGCUGGAGUCCGUGGCUGUACAGACUUCAAUCAUUGGAAUAAACUCAGCUUUCCUCUUGCCCGAGCUCCUCUUUCUGGUGAGGCAGACCGGAUGGGUCACGGGAAGGCGUGGCUGAGUAGCACCCCAAAGCAACUUUCCUCAUGUGAGAAAGAUGCAGCUGGAUGUUACCCCUUCUCUUCCUGGGGAGCAUCUCCAGGGCAAAGCGGGGAUACUGAGGCCAAAUGUGUGGGCCCAGCGGGCUGGGUGCACUGUCGCAGUUUCCCUGAGUCACCCAGCUGCCUGCUCAGCUGCUCCUUUUUUUCCUUGCCCCAGUCACAGCUCUGGUCUUUGUCACCUUCUGCCCCAAGUGUCAGCUCAGUCCCGCUCAGAACAGUCCUCAAGUCUUACUGCCUCAGUUUCCCAACAUGGGAAAUUGGGUUGUUUGAGGGCAGAACCCAACAGGGGUGAAGGGCAGCCUAGACCCUGCACUGCUUUUCUGAGUGUGCCCCCUCCCAAACUGAGAUGGGCUCUAUCCCCACUGCCCAACCAACACCUUAUUCUCAUGGCUAGAGCAAUUGGUCCAGGGGACAGCACGUGACACACCAGCAGCCAAUGACCGUCAAGGAGCUUUGAUGAGGAUUCUGGGAAGGCAAACUUCCUUGUGGUGUGAAGCCAGGAGACUUGGAAGCUUGUGCUGUUUUGUGGGACCACAGGGGAGGGAUGGGGGCAGAGUUUAAGGCCCAGGUGAGAGACUGCAGAGAGGGAACCCCCGAGCCUUGGGGACAUUUGGAUAUAUUGUGAAGCCAGGAGUUCAACCCAGGACAGACCUUAUUCUGACUUCACCAUUUGUUAUUAGAUUUUUUUUGGUACUGGGGAUCGAACUCAGGACCUUGCUCUUGCGAGGCAGGUGUGGUGCCACUGAGCUAAAUCCCUGGCCCUGUUACUCAUCUUUCAAUGACCUUUGUGUUCUUUGUGGAAGCCUAUUACCAGUUCCCCAGUUCUGGGGUCCAGCGCAGGAAGGGACUGACCCCACUGUGUGCACCUUGGGGUUAAGGACACCCUGGGGUUGUCUGAGGGUCUGUGGACCCCAACAGAGCUGGCGUCCUGAGUCACAAUCAGACCUUGGAGCACAGCUAACCGCAGACAGAUAUAACUAGAACUGCUUCAGGUUUGUCAUUCUUUAUGACCUCUUGGUGGUUGUGUGUGUUUAAAAUUUAAUAUACCAGUGCCU